Teleopsis dalmanni is the source of this 1085-nucleotide messenger RNA. RefSeq names its product sin3 histone deacetylase corepressor complex component SDS3-like. The record is from RefSeq and is a predicted model, not a curated record. The transcript has 7 exons. Gene Ontology annotation, molecular function: histone deacetylase binding. Lineage: Eukaryota; Metazoa; Arthropoda; Insecta; Diptera; Diopsidae. Gene Ontology annotation, biological process: negative regulation of transcription by RNA polymerase II. The annotation marks the transcript as partial. Gene Ontology annotation, cellular component: Sin3-type complex.
UAUUUGGAAGUGUAGAGAAUUUUUUGUUGAGAUUGUGUAGUGGCUGCUAGUUAAACGAAAAAAGUGAUAUUUUGUAUAAAAAAUAUUAUAACAAUUUUUUAUAUUAGUAAGCUAUGUCUGUUGAUGCAUUUUAUCAUCAAAUCCCGUAUUUGGAUCCAGAUUACGAGGACUCUCGUUCCAAUCAUUUUGAACAAAAUGCGUAUGAUAGUGGUCGUCAAGAAGAUGAGGAUGAAGAUACGGAUGACGCGAGUGAAACUGAAUACCGCAACAACAGCAGGGACAACAGCGUUAGCAACAAUACAAAUGGGGGCAGCAAUCAUGAGCUUAAGGAACAAAUGUACCAACAUAAAUUGGCAAACGUGCAAAAGCAGUUAGAAGAGCUGAAACAGUUGUUACAUCCUGAGUACUUAAGGCGUUUCAGAAAAUUGGAGUACCAAAUCAAAGAUCGUCUGCGUUUAAAUGACAUACAUCGAGAGUAUCUAAAAGAUUGUGUAGAACGCGAUUAUUUUUUAGAAAAGAAAGCAGCACAAAAAGACUUUGAUGAGAAAAAGGUUGAUUUAAAAGACAACAUUUUAACUGAUUUCGAUGAGCGAAGAAAAGUUAUUGAAAUGGAACGCUACAGUCUCGAAGUAACCGGUGAUUCUACAGAGAUUAAGCCUACUGUUACACGUAAGUUGCGGCGUCGUCCAAAUGAACCAGUGCCUGUUGUUGAAAAACGACGGAAACCAACUACUGGACAACUGUUGGUGUAUUUACUUGAUGAGAAGGAUAUUGAGAAUGACCUCAAAACGAUACAACGCGGAAAACCGUUGACUCCAACUCUGCAGCAAAAUGGUAUAGGUAAUUAUAGUAACCACCAGUCCAACUCUUUGCUGACGGAAAAUUAUAAUAAUUAUGUUGAAACUCGAAUUGAGGACGGUAAACUGUUGUAUGAAAGGAGAUGGUUUCAUCGUGGACAGCAAGUAUAUGUUGAAGGCAAGGAAAUGCCAAAAUUUGCGGCAACAAUAAACGCUAUUGGAAAUGAAGUUGUUUGGGUAAAAAAAAUAAAUGACAGUAAAGUGAAAAUAAAUAUGUCCCAUUUAGCA